AUGGUAGUGUUCGAGAGAACGGAAAGGAUGAAAUCGUAUCAAACGAUCUGCCAACUGAUGGCCUACUGCUAUCUGUUCCAACUGACUGCAGGUCUACCGUUCAGCUUCCCGGAAAGUGGUCAAAGUAGCAGUGGAAGAGGUGCCAGCACUCGAGAGAAUCUAUCAUCUCGUGCAGCGUCCUCCCGGUCGGACACUGGUUCGUCACGACAAGAGGCGUUUGAGGGACGCAGCAUCCGUGGACAGCAACCAUCCGGUAACCGUUACCAAUUCCCGGACAUCUACAGUCGCUACCAGGUGCACGAGGAUGAUCCGGAUCCGCCUGGAGUGGUCAAUCGAAGGACGACACUGGGUCCCUUCCUACAACGACCUGCCCUGUCGUCGUCGUCGUCGGGUGGUAUCACACCGCCACCUCCCCUCUACACAACCAGAUCCGAUCGACCCAACGCGGCAUUCAAUCGACUGCCUCCGGUGAAAAACGAUGAGCCAAUCCAGGCGGAAGCAUCCGACGAUUACGAGGGCGAUGAUGAUGACGAUGAUGAUGUGGGUGAGGAAGGGCAACCGGAUAAACCGGUGACCGCUUCGGCAGCACUUUACAAUCCUUCCAGUGGCAUCCAGCGGCCAGGAACCUCCUCCUCCUCCUCCUCAAACACCGUUAAUAAUCUGUUUUACGGUUUUGGUGACAAAUUUGGCGGAUUGUUCGGUGAAAACCGUCACAAGUUCAAGUACAAGCGACGGAAACCUGGACAACCUUGCAUUCCGUACAGUUUGUUCCACAAGCUCAAGUACGGACGGGAUCUGCAGGGUAAUCCGGUCGAUCCGAAGACACUUCUGCCGAACCUGAACCUCAUUCUGGCCGAUUUGAACUACUACGCUCCGAACAACAAUCUGUACGGCGGCGGAGAUCAUGCAAGCGAUGCGGUGGGUGGUGGAGGGGCGCUGUUUAACAAUCAUUUCUAUGAUGCCGUUGGGGGUUACCCUUGCCAAGGGGUGAACUUUGGUGGAGGCAAUAAACCGUUCCAGCCGUUCAAACCUCACCGACCACACGGUGGACCGUUGGGGUUCUUCGGUCAGGGUGGUCUGUUCGAUUGGGUCUCAUCGGCUGAUGCCGUUCAAGCGGACGAAGGAGUUGGUGAUGGCACGCCAAGCGGCAAUCGGCCUACUGUGGUGUUUAAUCUCAACGAUGCCAUCGACACAGUGGCCACCAAUUGGCGACCGGGCGAAAGCUUCCAGAAGGUGAUGGGAGUGAUAGCGGAUUUUAUCACUCAAGUAGCGGGCGGUGCUGUGGCGCCUGUCGCCGAUGUGGCAACGGAUGUACGUACCAUCAAUCGAGAGUUCUUCAGUCUCUUCGGGUAG
Anopheles aquasalis is the source of this 1353-nucleotide messenger RNA. RefSeq lists its product as uncharacterized. NCBI's taxonomy places the organism in Eukaryota, Metazoa, Arthropoda, Insecta, Diptera, Culicidae. The record is from RefSeq and is a predicted model, not a curated record.